UAAACAUUUUGUAAUGCUAUUAUUCAAGAUUUUAGCUUAAACUUUUUCAGAAUUCAACAAUUUUAUGUUCUGUCCUUUCCUUGACAUCAAUUAUUUUUAAUGACAUUUUAAUUUAUCUUGCUUGUAUCCAAAAUAAUGAUAGGAUAAAUAUUGCUUUGUAGCGAACUUUACAAAAUGUUAACUUCUUUAACAACAGUUUUCUUUUUGUUCAUCGAUUUAAAAUGCGCUACUGCAACAGGCUCAUCUUUAAAGUUUCUCGUUAUUGGUGACUGGGGUGGACUUCCUAUCUUUCCCUACAGAACUUUAGUGGAACUGAAUGUCGGAAGAGAAAUGGCAGAAGCUGCUACAAAACUUGGCAUUGAUUUUGUUCUUACUUUGGGUGAUAACUUUUAUUUUGAUGGAGUUAAAGAUGUUGAUGACCCAAGAUUUAAAGAAACUUAUGAAUCUGCAUUUAACUAUGAAUCUCUACAAAUUCCAUGGUUUAUUAUAGCUGGUAAUCAUGAUCAUUAUGGCAACGUAUCUGCUCAAAUUGCCUAUUCUGCAAGAUCUGAUCGAUGGAUUUUCCCUGAUUUGUAUUAUCGCAAAAAAUUCCAAGUUCCUUCUUCUAAUGCUACGGUUGAAAUUAUUAUGCUUGAUACUGUAAUGCUUUGUGGGAACACUGAUCCUCUUAACCCUUAUGAGCCUCCAGCUUUUAGAAAAUAUACAAAAUACCAAGAAGAAAAACAAUGGCAAUGGCUGGAAGAAUCACUAAAGUUAUCAAAAGCUGAAUAUCUUAUUGUGUGUGGACACUUCCCUGUUUAUUCAGUAGCUUUGCAUGGAUCAACUGACUGUCUUGUUAAACGAUUAAAACCUCUUCUAGAAAAGUAUCAUGUAUCUGCUUAUUUUAGUGGUCACGAUCAUAAUUUGCAACAUAUUCAAGUGAAAACCAAUUCAACUGUCAUGGAUUAUUUUGUGUCUGGAAGUGCAAAUUUUAUUGAUCCUUCAAAAAGGCAUUUCAAGGAAAUACCCCCAAAUAGCUUACUCUUUCAUUGGGGAAAUCCUUAUUCUUUAGGAGCAUUCACGUUUAUGGAUAUAAGUGCCAAAAACAUGACAGUUGCAUUUGUCCAUUCUGUUGGAAAAUUUUUGUACAGCUAUUCCAGAGAACCACGUCAGUUUAGGUGAUAAAUUUAGUGUGAUGUCAAUUGUGACUUUAGUGAAAAAAAAUGUAUUUAUUUAUAUAUUGUAACGGAUUCGGUGAGGCUUCCAACUUCUCGAAAGGACGACACAGUUCUUGAUUAAAAACACAGAGAAUUUAUUUACACUAUGUACAGGAAAGAGCGUCAACAACUGCUAAAUUAAUCAUCAGCAAUUAAACCAAUAUCACUCAACACCGUAAACUCAACGUUUACACACGUAUUUACUUCCAAAUACGAAAACAACACAGCGAAAUGCCUUGCAAUAAACAGAGCUAAUACACUCUCAGAACAAAUUCUCAAUCGAAACUCAACUUUUUAUCCAGCGUAACGGUUUUAUAAACAUCGAAAGAAAUCUCUCAACUAUUCCAAACGCUUCUGGAAAAUAGUAGACCGUUAUCAAAUUUUAUCAAUGAACAAAAAAGAAAUAGGGGGUUCGUAUACUUUAGCCGAAUGAAAAGGGGUUGUAUAUUCAUUACGGGAAACUAUUUACAGGUUACGUUGCUACAAUAAUUACUAUUUACAGAAUUUGUAACAAUAUUUAUUGUCAACUGUAUUUUUAGUAUGGGCUAUCAGUCCUGUGUCAGCAUAUUUAACUAGACGUAUAUCUUGAAACAAAAAUGAUUCUGGUUGAGAC
Molecule: messenger RNA, 1809 nt
Organism: Uloborus diversus
Lineage: Eukaryota; Metazoa; Arthropoda; Arachnida; Araneae; Uloboridae
Product: tartrate-resistant acid phosphatase type 5-like
Exons: 6
Coding region: 175-1161 (328 amino acids)
Biological process (GO): bone resorption
Molecular function (GO): acid phosphatase activity; ferric iron binding; ferrous iron binding
Source: RefSeq, a predicted model, not a curated record